AUGUCUUCAUCGUUUAAUUGGAUAGGAGAGACAUUGUUGAGGACUUUGGAUAAUGGAGAUGAUAAGAAUGAUACCAGUCCUCUACCACCUGGAAGUGGACCUCUGCGACCAUGGUUCUCCACCCAACUCAUAUUAUCGCUUGCCAUUGGAUUGACGAGUUUCUUCACGUUUUGCUUCUUGAGGACGAGGUGGGAUGUAGUUUACAUGGGUAGAACAAAGCUUAAAGACUUCUCGCCUACGCCUGCUCAUUCACCUGAUGCUCAGAGCUCAUCGGGCAAGACGAGGUUUUUCGGAUGGAUCAGACCUACACUUAGGACUUCGGAAUUUACUGUCUUACAGACUGUAGGACUAGAUGCUGCUGUCCUUCUUAACUUUUUCAGAAUGGCAUUCAUGCUCUUUGGUUUGUCGGCGUUCCUAGCUACAAUGGUUCUCAUACCGUUAAACCUUUUCCGUCAUGGUUCUACAGACUCUGCCCCUGAUCCAGGUGAAAACAGUACCAUCAGCUACACGACAUUAUACAUCAACGCAAUAGCCAAUAACACUACACCCAUCACUCGACCAAGUCUGUAUGAUAUCCUACUUGAUCCCACAACAUCUUCGACCAUUCAUCUUAUUUUCACUUACCUCUUCACAGCCUUGUGUCUCUCUUUCUUCCAUAACAACUUUCAUCGAUUCGUCCUAUCCCGACAAUCUUUUGGAUUACAUUUGAUCCAUUCAAUCUCAGCUCGGACAGUCCUCGUAUCCAAUCUGCCUCAGCAUCUGAGGGGCGAUAGAGCCCUGGCGGACUAUUUCGAGAAUUGCGGAUGGAUGGUAGAGAGCGUUAGUGUUUGUAGGGAAGUCGAACCGGUUAGGAAAGUAUUGGAAAGGAGGACAGUGGCGUUAUUGAAAUUAGAAGAAGCAUGGGUAGAUUGGGUAGGUAAUCCUGUGAACAAGUUGAUUAAAGGGUAUAGUUCCAAUGUGUAUAUAAAACCUCCCUUGGCGGGUAGUCUAUCAACCUCGCCGCAAAGAACAGAAGUUAGAUUGAUACCUGAUCUAGAAGAUAACGAAGAAGAAGAAGAGACUCAUCAAGGUCCACAAUUGACUUCUGCAUCUGCGAAUGGAUCAUCAUCUUCCGAUACUGAGCUGGCCCAAUCGUCGACUUUAGAAGAAGGUGAACAAAGAGCACAUGUACAUAUACACACCACUCGCCCUCGACCUACCUAUAGACCGAAUUGGUUUGGGAAUAAAGUGGAUGCGAUCGAAUAUUGGGAAAAAGAAUUUGAGAAAGCAGAUGAAGAAGUCAAAGACUUGAGGAAACGAGGAAGGUUCGAAGCUACCCAUGCGGCGUUUGUCACUUUUGAAGAUGCCAAAGAUGCUCAAACCGCAUGUCAAGUCUUACAUUACCCUCAUCACUCUGAAGUGGUCACUGAACUUGCACCCGAACCGAGAGAUGUAGUAUGGAGUAAAGUGUCGAUGCCGAAUCGUGAAGCGCAGAUUAGAGAUUUCUUUGUCAUGGGAACGACGGGCGUAUUCUUCCUAUUCUGGUUCGUCCCCGUAUCAUCACUUGCAACUCUACUAUCCUACGAGGAAAUCAAGAAGAUCAUGCCGUGGUUAGCGAAGAUUAUCGACGCCUCACCGCGUUUAGCAGCGAUUGUCCAAAACUCUUUACCACUUUUGGCAUUGACCAUUUUCAACGGCCUAUUACCUUUCUUCUUGGAAUGGUUGAGCUAUCGACAAGGAUUCAAGAGUAGAAGUGCGACUGAGUAUUCUCUCUUGAAGAAAUAUCACCUCUUCCUGUUGAUUUCGGUUUUGUUCGUCUUCCUCCUUACCACCACUUAUAUUGCCAUUGUACGGGACUUUGUGGAUAGUCCUAUGAAGAUCCCACAAAAGCUCGCCAGCGCUCUUCAAGGUGCCAACGUAAGGAACUUCAUGGUGUCCUAUGUGAUGCUACAAGCACUCGGUCUCAUGCCCUUGCAAUUGCUCAACAUGGGUCCGCUCCUGACUCUUGGAUAUUCCAGAGCACUGUCGACAAAGACUCCCAGAGACUACGCCGAAGCGAAUGCUCCUCCCAUGUUGAACUACGGCUGGGUAUACCCCCAAGCCUUGUUGGUAUUCACAAUCACCUUGGUCUAUAGCGUCAUGAGUCCUCUCAUCUUAGUAUUUGGUGCGAUAUACUUUGGAGUAGCUUAUCUCGUGUACAAGUAUAAGCUCUUAUUCAUCUACUUCAAGCCAUAUGAAUCGAAUGGUGAGGCCUGGCGAAUCACAUUCGCUCGUACACUGUGGGCCUUGGUACUUUUCCAACUGUUCAUGACUGGAUUGUUCUCCCUUCGGCAGUUCUUCUGGGCCUCUGGAGCGAUGAUUCCUCUCAUAUUGUAUACACUAUGGUGGAGUUGGGUGAUGUGGCGAGAUUUCGGACCUCUGAGUCAGUUCCUCGCUUUGAGCAGUAUCUGUGAGGUCAAGAGGGGUGAGGAACCAACUGGUGUAGCUGGAGUAGGGGAUGAGGGGGCUGUCAGUAGGAGUCAAAGUAAUCUUAAUCACCGACGAUAUGCUGUGAACGAUGAAACACUCUACGUGGCGCCGAGUGAUCGACGAACCGACUACUCACAACCACCCAUGAACAAUUUCUAUUUCGGUGUAUUGAAUACAGGUAGGCGUCGAUAUGACCAUCCUGCUCUGAGCGGAUUAUUGCCCACACCUUGGUUACCUGCCAAAGCAAAAUUUGGCGAUGGAGCUAAAGAAGGUGGCAAGAGAAGUGUUGUAUUGAGUUUGAGAAGAAAAGUAGCCAAGAAGUUACAGAGAGAACGUGGAGAAAAUGGAGGUGAUACACCGGAUUCAGGUAAUGGAAGUGGAAGUGGAAGUGGAAUACCAGAAGGAUGGUCGACUGGACAGUCACUUCGGCCUUCAAAAUCGUCUACAAGUCUCAAGAAAUCUUCUUCCUCCCCUGGAGCAGGGGGAUCACGUUCAGGAUCAUAUGGUGCGACAGGGGACAGUUUGAACCCUUGGAGAGAUCCUACACCACCACCAUCUGAAUUGAACGCUUCUGGAAUGUUGAGGAAGAAAAUAAGCUUUGAUCCGGGGAGCGGAGUUAUAGCUUUGCCCGAACAUAAUAUAUGGGGUGAUGAGGAAGAGGAUGAUGAUGAGGAGAAUAACGGGGAGGAUGAACCUGAAUCUCCGUCAACCUACUAUCAUAGUCGGAAUCGAGCUAGGACGUUGAGUUCGUCAAGAGUAUUGGAUAACGUGCCUCCUUCGGGUAGUAGUGGUGGUGGAAAUGCUGGACCGGGACAACCGGGAAGUGGUAUACAGCUGUAA
Molecule: messenger RNA, 3288 nt
Organism: Kwoniella botswanensis
Lineage: Eukaryota; Fungi; Basidiomycota; Tremellomycetes; Tremellales; Cryptococcaceae
Exons: 16
Coding region: 1-3288 (1095 amino acids)
Cellular component (GO): plasma membrane
Molecular function (GO): calcium-activated cation channel activity
Source: RefSeq, a predicted model, not a curated record